This is a messenger RNA of Paramecium primaurelia, 1194 nucleotides long. The record is from the annotation of a GenBank genome assembly. NCBI's taxonomy places the organism in Eukaryota, Ciliophora, Oligohymenophorea, Peniculida, Parameciidae.
AUGUCAACACAAUAAGAAUUACCAAUCUUUAAUCAAUAGACUCCUUAACCAUCAAGUUAAAUAUCAAAGGUUUAAUACCCCAUUUUAAGUAAUGUAGUACCAGCAGCUUAAUAUAUUUAAUUGGAUGAUGUUUAAUAAGCUGUUGCUGAGAAAUCCGUUGUGAUUGAAAUUAAUUCAGAUAGAUCAGCAUUUCUGAUCGAAUAUUAUAAGAAAAUAUUACUCUAACAUUCAAUCAUAUUAGGAUUAUUCAUACUUGGAUUGACAAAAUGGUUUAGUUCAAUAGUAGUAAUUCAUCAUUAUUGGUGGAGUUACUUUAGAUGGACUUGGUAUGUUGUGUUAGGAUUGUUGAUUGCUAUAGCAUUAGGUCUCCCAAUCUUGAGAAAAUAUAGAUGCAUUGUAAUUCCAUAUUGUUUAUGUAUUAUUAGGUGUCUUAGUAAUCAAAAUUGUUCCAUUUUCAAACAGUAUUAAUAGCCUUUCUUUUGAUUGGAAUAGCUGGAAAUCAAAGAGGAAAUAGUAAUCACAAAACUGUAAAUAUUUGGAUAAUUUUGGUAUUGGUGAUUUUAAUUGGUCAUGAUUUACUUCAAAUAAUUAUUGUGAAAACUUAAAGAACUCAUUACUACACUGCUUUAAUGAAAUUUGCAAUCAUGGGAUCAUUAGCAUUAAAUUUCAUUGUAGGUUUAUCAAAUAAGAAUCUUGACAGAGCAUUUCCUAUUUCUGAAAUAAUUAUCAUAUAUGCUCUUUAUUAUUUCAAUCAAUUGAAUGAUUAAUUAUUGAAAUAGACUCAUGAAUUACCAGAGGAAUUAUCAAUUGUUGAAAGAAUCCAAUAGCUUACUUUGAUUAGAAAUUUAUUUAAUUAGGAGGCCAGAUAAAAUCAAAUAAUUGAAUAAAUACAAGACACUCAUUGUGUAAUUAGCAAACAUUUAGUAAUUGUAAUUGGAUCUAGUGUUGGAUAUAUUGCAGUAUUAGUAUUAAGUAUUGUAACUGGAAAUGGGUUUUUAAUAUUUACAUUGAUUUUGGGAUCGAUUUCAAUGUUGAGUGUGAUUUUAGAAACCUAAGUUGCUUCAAGAGUAUAAAUUAAUUAAAUAUUUUUAUUAGAGUUUGAAACCAGAAGACUCACAUUAUGCAGUUUGUUUGACUUAUCUUGACAUGGCUAGUCCCCUUAGAUUAUUAUUGAGAAGCUUAUUCAAUAAAUGA